AAAAAACAUGAACGCAGAAUUUCUUCUUUUUUUUUUAAAAUUGUUUAUAUCCAUUUAUUGUUUCAGUUGCGUAGUUAAAGUCUUAGUAGCAUAAACCUAAGAUACAAAAAGAGUGUGACAUUUUAGUGUUAUUGGUGAUUAUAUUAGUUAAAUGGUUUUUCUGAACAAACUGUGAUUGUGGCGAUAAACGUUUUUUUAUGUAGGCUGCAUUUUCAAAAGUCCUCAAUGGAUGGACACAAAUUCCUCUCAAUACUGCUUCAGUGUAACUUUACUGUGACUAAAAGCAAAUUUAGGUACCAAUUCAAAUGCAGACUUUUAAGAUAUUUUUGAUUAACCUCAAGUUUUUGUUAAAAUUACCAAGUACUAAAAUGUGCUAAAAUAUUGUGGAAAUCAGUUUAAAAAGGUAUAAAAUCCUCUUUUUGCCACAUUUUCCAAUUGGUUUAAAUUUAAAUCCUGUGACGUGCAAAAUUUAUUCUGAACAAUUAAUCUUUGCUGUGUGAAAAAGAAGGCUGCAGCCAACUCAAUAUUUUGUACAUAACCUUAGGAAAACUGUGUGUGCUUUAAGUCGUGCCGUCUCCAAAAUGCAUAAUGCUUGUGUACCUUUUGCCUAAAUAGGAUACUAAACACAUCCCAAUAUGUUUUUCUGCAGUUCGUGUUUCAAUAAAGUUUCUAGUUUCCUUUUAAUCCUUCUAAACGUGGUAUUUUGCCUUUGUUGUACCAAAGGAAUGCCUUCAGUUUGUGAAAAUGGUCCUCAGCGGCUCCCAACAGUCCUGAMUAAGCUGUAUGUAUACAUCAACCUGAUCUUCAAUAGUUUUAAAACAAAAAGCCAGUGUUUUUUAAAUGAGCUCAUCCUCUUCGUCUGUUUUUUAAAAAACACUAAAUGACCUUUUGUAAUGCAACCUUCAAAACAUAAAAUAAAGCUCAUUCCUUCAGGUUAUGUGCUGCAAAAUACAUGUUUGACUUGAAAAUGGUACAGUGCUUUAACAUGUAUUGUCAUUAAUCUUUAGUUAGUGUAUCUCUCCAAGCUCUCGAGAGCAUUUGUAUCUUCGGCCACUUUGAAAUGACUGAAUUUCAACAGUAUUCCCAAAUCAAGCUUGCAGGGAUCUUACUUGACUUUGAUGCAAAGUCAGUGCUGGCUGGUUUUUAUAAAAGAAAAAUAUCGCAGAGGAGAGGAUUCUAAAAGCCUAAAGAUCGCCACAAGAAGGUAAAACUAACCCCAACACUCAUCUAUUAGAUUUAUUUUAUUUUUUUAUUUUAUUUUAUUUUCUGUGGGAACAUUUAAGUAAUGAAAGUCAUCCGAAACAUCAAAACCAUUCAAGUACAAAAUUAUACUGAUUAUUUAGUAUUUUACUCCGAGCAAAAAAAACGCACAAAACAAUCAUAUGGUUGUGAUGCAACUCUUGCUCAACAAAAAGAAAAAUUGUUUCAUUUCACUCAAUACUUAUUCCCAUCUUGGUUAUUUAUCUGUAGUCUGUAGAUUAAUGAAAUUAAAUGUGUAGCUUAACCUAAAACGUUUAAAAACAUUCCAUUGAUGGACAAAAACCCUUCAGCUUGAGUUGCAUGAGACUUUAUAGCUUAAAAUUAAUUUUGCAUGUUUGUUGCUCACUUGUCUGAAAUUGGGACUCUUGCGUGGCCCAGGUCUCAUUUUUCUUUCUCCUGAUAGGUUGACAGAAAGACGAAAGAGCAGUUGGUGGAUUCAGCUCCAGAGUAUGGAGCCAAUAAGGCUGCUUUAUGAUGCCCUGGAAAGAGGAGAGGCCCUGCAGAGGUUGACGGCUUCUUUGCUCUAAAGUGUAAACCGUGCUGGUCUGAAAAUGACUAUUUUUCUGUUUCAUUUUGGAGAGAAUGCUCGACAGAACGCUGCAUCGGCGUUGAAUAUCCAAUGCUUUUGGAUCACAAGACUUUUUACUUUUUUUAAUCCUUUUUGCUUCAUUUUUUUAUAAAGCACUUUUUUAAAAAAGAUUUUUUUUUACUUUAUUUUUUUAAAUAAAAAUUGUGAAAAGAACUGAUCUGAUGUGUUUUCUUACAAUCAGCUUGUGUUGACCUCUUUAUCUUUAGAUAUAUUGAUCUGUUGGAGGGGAAAUGCAGCAAGUCUGUGAUAUCAAAUAAAAUUUGUCAAAUCCUGUCAAAAACUUUGAGGCAAUUUUCUACUUGCAUGCAUGUUCACAAUGCUGCAAUUUUGUACCCUUUAGUUAAGAGGUUUCUCAUUCUUGUUACAUGUGCCAAAAAAAAUCCAGUCAACAUUAAUGCAGGGGACCAGGUUGCUUUGUUGGUGUUUUCUGUGUAUUUUAGGGGAAUUUGAGCAUUUUAUUAGCAUGAAAGCAACAAGAAAUCGUUUUUAUCAUCGUUACUAAAUCCUUGUUCAUUUGUAAAACAAAUACUGAGGUUUAUAUUAAUAUGGGGGGAAAUGUGUCCCUUUUAUACACAUAUAUAAAAACCCCAGAGUUAAACCAGCACUCUGGAUGUGCCUUUAAAUGACUCUCCUCCCACGAGCUAACAUCCUCGCGCACCCACCCACCCACCAGCAGCAGCAGCAGCGACUUGUUUGACAUCAACAAUGGCUCUCUCUGCAGAUUUCACAGAAAAAACAGGCAGCGAUUUAAAAACUCAUCUUCAGGUUUAACUCCUUACCUGUGGAACUGAAUAUUUCUAAGUGAAAACACCCAGCGUGUCUGCAGCUUUAAUGUGAACAGGUGCCAGAAUAAGGAGAGAAACCCAUCUGAGCACAAACCUGACGGAGGCGAGGUGUGGGUGCGUCUGCGAUGGCCGGUGGAAGGAGAGGGACGAAUCGUACCACAUACUGCAGACCUCCUCUGAGCAGUGAGCCAGGCUCUGUUGGCAAUGGAAACCACACAACCAGUUCUCCGGUCACCGGGGUGCGAUCUCGCACGAGGAACGGCUCUGGAACGUGCAUGUCCAGCCCUCCUCUUGCAGCGCAGACCRUGGUUCCUCUGAAGCACUGCAAGAUCCCCGAGCUGUCCGUGGAUCGAAACGUGCUGUUUGAGCUGCACCUUUUCUUCUGCCACCUCAUCGCACUGUUUGUCCACUAUGUCAACAUCUACAAGACGGUGUGGUGGUAUCCCCCGUCACAUCCUCCCUCACACACAUCACUGAAUUUUCAUCUCAUUGAUUAUAACAUGCUGGUCUUCACCAUCAUCAUUCUGGCAAGAAGAUUAAUUGCAGCCAUUGUUAAAGAGGCAUCCCAGAGUGGGAAACUCUCUUUCCCUCACUCGAUAUUUUUGGUGACGGCUCGGUUUGCGGUCCUAACACUCACAGGGUGGAGCCUGUGCCGUUCCCUCAUUUACCUCUUCAGAACCUAUUCAGUUCUCAGCUUGCUGUUCCUUUGCUACCCGUUUGGGAUGUAUAUCCCGUUCUUCCGGCUGAGCUGCGAUUUCCGGCGAGCKGGCUCUCUCUCCCCGAUCGCCAGCAUCGGCUCCAAAGAGGUGGGCAGCGUGAGCCGGGGCCGGGACUACCUGACCGUGCUGAAGGAGACGUGGAAGCAGCACACCAGCCAGCUGUACGGCGUUCAGGCCAUACCUACACACGCCUGCUGCCUGUCCCCGGACCUCAUCCGGAAGGAGGUGGAGUACCUGAAGAUGGACUUCAACUGGAGGAUGAAGGAGGUGCUGGUCAGCUCUAUGCUGAGCGCUUACUACGUGGCGUUUGUUCCAGUUUGGUUUGUAAAGAGCACCCAGUACGUAGAUAAAAGAUGGUCUUGUGAGCUCUUUAUAUUGGUAUCAAUCAGUACGUCAGUCAUCCUCAUGAGACACCUGUUGCCGCCUCGGUACUGUGACCUGCUCCACAAAGCUGCAGCGCACCUUGGCUGCUGGCAGAAAGUAGACCCCUCGCUUUGCUCCAACGUCCUUCAACACAUAUGGACUGAAGAGUACAUGUGGCCACAGGGGGUUCUGGUAAAACACAAUAAGAACGUCUAUAAGGCUAUGGGCCACUAUAAUGUGGCCAUUCCAUCAGAUGUGUCACAUUAUCGCUUCUAUUUCUUCUUCAACAAGCCUUUACGGAUAUUAAACAUACUCAUCAUCCUCGAAGGUGCCAUGAUAUUCUACCAGCUCUACUCGCUGAUAUGCUCAGAAAAGUGGCACCAGACGAUAUCGCUGGCGCUGAUCCUCUUCAGCAACUACUACGCCUUCUUCAAGCUCCUCAGAGACAGAAUCGUCCUAGGAAAGGCAUACUCGUACUCAAACAGCUCAUCGGACCAGAAAGUCAGCUAAAGCCCGCGUUCAGAGUCGGAUACAAACAUGCCUAAGAGUUCUGUAUUUUUUCUACAAGCUGCAUUUUGUGUCACAUUUUUUUGUUUUGAACUGACUGCCAUAUUAAAAUAAAAUAUUUUUGUAUUACUUUA
Austrofundulus limnaeus is the source of this 4357-nucleotide messenger RNA. RefSeq names its product transmembrane protein 39B (gene tmem39b). The record is from RefSeq and is a predicted model, not a curated record. Gene Ontology annotation, cellular component: membrane. NCBI's taxonomy places the organism in Eukaryota, Metazoa, Chordata, Actinopteri, Cyprinodontiformes, Rivulidae.